Cryptococcus amylolentus CBS 6039 is the source of this 517-nucleotide messenger RNA. RefSeq lists its product as hypothetical. The record is from RefSeq and is a predicted model, not a curated record. Lineage: Eukaryota; Fungi; Basidiomycota; Tremellomycetes; Tremellales; Cryptococcaceae. The transcript has a single exon. Bases 198 to 431 code for a protein of 77 amino acids.
UAGUGAGGCUGGCGGCUCCGUGCUCACUCAUGACAUAAAUAGACAAUCGGAAUCAAUCCACAUUCAGACACCGCAGGAAUCUCCAGCAACAAGCAACAACCGAGCAACUUGAUGAACACUGCACCGAGACCUUUGGCGUAGGAGCCCACGACCCCUCUGCAGCUUCGGGAGAAACUUCCUCUUCUCAGCAAGCCAAUAUGACCAACGAGCAGAUGACGCAGUUUUGCAACAGCUUAACCUCAGAGCAGCUUCAGUCUUAUGGAGGCUACCCCUCUGCAGCCUCGGAAGAACCGUCCUCUUCUCAGCAAGCCGGUUUGACCAACGAGCAAAUGACGCAGCUCUGCAACAGCCUGACCUCAGAGCAGCUUCUGGACUAUGCAGGCUACGACCCCUCUGUAGCCUCGGGAGACUGUAAGGAGGUGGAUAGGUGAGGAACCUAAGGGCGGUUACGUGAUGGAUCGACCUUGAACAGGCUGGAUGGAUGAAGGAUGGAUAUAGGUGAGGAGGAUACUACGAG